ACAGAUAAAUAAGCUGGUGCCACAGGCACGUGGGAUCGUUUAUUGGAGUGUUGUGUUUCCUUGCGGUGUGGAGUGCUGACACAUAGUAUUUGUGAAUAGAGGAAAAAUGUCUAAUAAAAGGCAGAAAAUGUCUGCCAAUACUGACGAAAAGGAUGAAGUACCACAAACGGUACAAGCACGGUUUAUUUCGGAAAUUGGAGAAGAGGUUGGAGUGCCGAUGCACGUCCCCUCCGAUGUGACCGCUGAGCAGCUGGGAUUAAUUCUGAAUGCUGUUCUAGAAAACGAAGAAAAGAUUCCUUACUUGUUUUUCGCUGACGAUAAAGAAAUCAAGGUUUCUUUAAGUAAAACCAUCGACCUGAAACUUGCGGAUACCGAAAACGUUUUCGACAUUGUUUAUCAACCACAAGCAAUUUUCAAAGUUCGUCCAGUGACAAGAUGCUCCAGUUCUAUGCCGGGACAUGCAGAGGCAGUGGUGUCGAUCGGGUUUAGCCCAAACAGCCUGCAUUUAGCCAGUGGUUCAGGUGACACUACAGUCAGGUUAUGGGAUUUGAAUACAGAAACGCCACUCUUCACCUGCACGGGGCACAAACAAUGGGUGCUUUGCGUCGUUUGGUCACCUGACAGCAAAAAGUUAGCUAGUGCAUGUAAAGCCGGAGUUAUUAUCAUCUGGGAUCCAGAAACGGGCAAGCAGAAAGGGCGAUCACUUACAGGACACAAGAAGUGGAUUCACGGCUUGAGUUGGGAGCCCUAUCAUCAGAACCCGGAGUGUAGACGACUGGCAAGCGCUGGGAGCGAUGGGGAUAUUCGCAUUUGGGAUACAGUGUUGGGACAGUGUCAAUUAGUUCUUUCAAGUCACGCAGCUGCAGUUACCGCCGUACGGUGGGGCGGUUCAGGUCUUAUCUACAGUGGCUCAAAAGAUAGAACGAUAAAAGUAUGGCGAGGAAAAGAUGGUGCACUCUGUCGAACAAUGACUGGCCACGCACAUUGGGUAAAUUCACUGGCAUUAAACACAGAUUAUGUUCUGCGCACUGGACCGUUCCAUCCGGUACACGAUAGAGACAAGAAGUAUGCCCAAAUAGCUGAAAGUGAGAUGAAGAAAAUGGCUCUGGAGCGCUACACACAAGUUUGUCCCAACGGAGUAGAAUCUCUGGUAUCAUGUUCAGAUGAUUUUACGUUAUACUUGUGGAAAUCAGACCAAACCAAAUGUAUUGCUCGUCUAACAGGGCAUCAGAAUGUUGUUAAUGAUGUCAAAUAUUCGCCUGACGUGAAGAUAAUCGCAUCUGCUUCAUUUGAUAAAUCUGUAAAAUUGUGGCGAGCUAGCGACGGACAAUUCAUCUGCACUUUUCGAGGGCACGUUCAAGCUGUUUAUACAGUAGCUUGGUCGGCAGAUUCAAGAUUAUUAGUAAGUGGAAGUAAAGAUUCAACUUUGAAGGUGUGGAGUGUUCAAACAAAAAAGUUAUGUCAAGAGCUGCCAGGACAUGCUGACGAGGUUUUCGGUGUAGAUUGGGCUCCGGAUGGUUCACGAGUGGCAUCAGCCGGGAAAGAUAAAGUCGUUAAAUUAUGGCAGUAUUAAGCUAUAAUAUUCCGUAUUUGUAUUCUCGUCUGGAUAAAAUUUGUUAUUUUUGAUAAUAAGA
Messenger RNA from Hermetia illucens (black soldier fly), 1634 nucleotides. It is a transcript of the gene Nle, whose product is annotated as protein Notchless. Gene Ontology annotation, biological process: Notch signaling pathway; ribosomal large subunit assembly. NCBI's taxonomy places the organism in Eukaryota, Metazoa, Arthropoda, Insecta, Diptera, Stratiomyidae. The transcript has 5 exons. The record is from RefSeq and is a predicted model, not a curated record. Gene Ontology annotation, molecular function: protein binding. Gene Ontology annotation, cellular component: nucleolus. Bases 107 to 1573 code for a protein of 488 amino acids.